CCAGAUCAGCUGGAGGCGUGCUGAGAUCCUGGGCCUUUUCAAGGAAGGGUUCCGGGGGUGGUAUAAAAAGGCUUCUAAGAGGGGGUUUGGAGUGUCUUCGGAGGGCGUUGAGGAUUCAGUCGGGUCUGUCUGGGGGCCACGGAGAUGGGGUCCCAACGUGGGUUUUGCUGGAGGACAGCGUGUGCGACGGGGCGAGCCCCGCUGUGCGCUCCGGUCCUCCUGUGUCUGUUUCUCGGCGGCUGCUCUGCGAGCACCGAGCCCGGCGAAGUGUGCCGGCUUUGGACAUACGCGCCGGAGCCCUCAGCGGACGCUUUCCAGUGUCCGAAGCAGCUCGACGGGGCGGACGCGAAGUUCUGCUGCGGGACCUGCCAGUUGCCCUACUGCUGUUCGUCUGGGGAGGCCCGGCUCGACCAGCGGCACUGCUACCUGGAUGCUCAGCUGAAGGGGCGCGUUGGCACUUCCACUCUCCAGCCGCCGAGAUCCCGGCCUGUGGCUGCGAAAAGCGAACUAUUGAUGGUUCUAGUAUUGGUCCUUUUUGCCAUUGGUGGCUGUACGUGCUUCUGCCUUCCUGGAAUCAUUGACUUGCUGAGAUUCCGGAACUGUUGGAGAUGCUGCCGUGGGGAACAGGAGCAAAUGGUGGUGGAGGAAUUUGAUCAUUGUGGUUGUUGUCGAAGACUACUGGGACAGACUCGCCUCUCCACUGACCCGCCUUACAGCUCUGGUGCCCAUAUCUGCAAGGUUCCCCCAGCCAAUAGCAUUCAGGAGCAUAGAGGAUCCUCGGUCCAGCUAUGCCAUUCAGAUGCUGAAGAUGAGGAUGAGGUGACCAUCUUUUCUCGAGCAGCCCGUCCAGCGAGAAGAGUUCAAGGUCUUACUUUGGAAACCAUCUGGGAAGUGGACUCCUUAGAGACCAUGGUGACCAUAGAACCCACCUCUCAUGAAGAGGAAGAGUCUGCCAAAGCAAAACUCCAGACUUUGUAGUCGUGACUCGUGGUCUGCUUUUUAGGAUCAAGGAAGCAAAUGCACCUUAUUAUGCUUUCAUGUGUGUGUAUUAAAUUGACUUUAUUUUAAAUGUACUUGCCCAAAGUGGCCAGUCUUCUUGGACAAGACACUGGCAUUGCAUGGUGAGAACUCGUGUUGGCAUGUGUUGAAGUACAAUUCACAUCAACCCUGCCACAGUAAAUUGUGAGGGCCUUCUGAAACCUAGAACAAACCAUGCCUUUGUGUACUCCAUAUAGCAUCAACUUGCUGUACAGGUAAGGCAUGCAUCCCUGCCAGUCAAUACAGAAUUUUAGGGGGGACCCAUCUUGGAGGUAAAAGACUUGCAUCCCAAGGAGUUAGUGUGUUAGUCUCUCAAGGGGACAAGAGUUAAGCUGAGAGAACGAAACAUUAACUUGUCAGCUGGCCUUGAUCAUCAUCAUGUGGCCUUAAAAUACAAAUUCACUGUUGAUGCAACCCACCCUCCUUCUAAAAUGGUACUUGAAGCAUCUUCUCUUCUUCUGAAUUAGAAGGCGCUGUCUCUAAAGGAAAAGAGCAUGCCUGUGUAUGCAAUGGCUUGUGCUAUGCCCAAAACACGAGCAAGAGAGAAUAGAUGGUAGGGCCUUGACAAAGGUGUGUGGACAGGCACACUCUAUGUCUUUCUAUGGACAGUGCUAGUUCAGUGCUGGCAACUUAACAGCUCAAUAGAUAUCAUGGAAAAGGCAAAGCAUAGAAAAGGUCUGUUCCAACAUCAGCCCUCCUGCAGAUGUUGGCCUACAGCUCCCAUAAUCUCUGGCUAUUGGCCACUAUGACUGGGGAUUAUGGGGGUUGUAGUCCAAAAACAUCUGGAGGGGCCAAAGUUGAGCAGGCUUGGCAUAGAGGCUCUCCCCAAACUCCUUCGACACUUCCUGAGAAGAUGUGAAACAGAGUUGUUGAAAUGCCCUGUGAAAAACUCAGGUAGGCAACACCUUGGUGAACGUACUUUGGGUCAACAAAUGGUUCUGUUUGUGACCAUGUGUCUAAGCCAGAGUAAUUAGGUAAUCUGCACAGAGCAAGGAAUUUUAAAUGUGAGAACUCUACGACCACUUAUUUGUGUUAACACUGGAGAGGUGAAACCAAAGGAGCCAGCUACGGGUUCUUCCUGAAUCGAAUACCUUUGGGAUGCACAAAGACACUUGGAAAUUGCAUGCUUCUGAAUGUACCAUAUCCGCAAUAAAAACAAGUAGUGUGUUUUAAUCUUC
Hemicordylus capensis (graceful crag lizard) is the source of this 2216-nucleotide messenger RNA. RefSeq lists its product as uncharacterized. The transcript is spliced from 2 exons. Lineage: Eukaryota; Metazoa; Chordata; Lepidosauria; Squamata; Cordylidae. The record is from RefSeq and is a predicted model, not a curated record. Bases 145 to 978 code for a protein of 277 amino acids.